CCAAUCCCCAUCUUUGUCACAAAUCAUCAACAAACAACACGUUUCCAAUGUCGGGUGACGAAAGUCCAGUGGAUUUCAAUGUGUGCGUUGUUUUGCCGGCUGGAGGUUAUGGUUCUCGGACGGGAGUUCCUACUCCAAAGCAAUUUUGGCCCAUUAUGGGGAAACCGUUGAUCGCAUAUACUUUGGAAACAUUUAAUAGAAUUUCUUGGGUCCAGAAAAUUAUUGUCACUGUUGCUGAGGAGUAUUCAGAAAGUCUUGAGGAUUUAGUUAGUCAACAUCUGUUAGACAAAGUCCAUGUAGCAAUUGCUGGAGCUACAAGGCAUCGGUCUAUCUAUAAUGGUAUCAGGACACUUUCUUCAGUUUGUGAAGAGCUUGAUAUUAUUCUAAUAAAUGAAGCUGCCCGUCCCAUUGUCAGUGAAUCAGUGAUUCAAGAGGUGGCUCUUGCUGCUCAAAAGUAUGGUGCAGCUGGAAUUGUCCGCCCUUUGAUCUCAACUGUUGUUGCAGUAAAUUCUGACAAUUUUCUCAAAAACUCUCUUGAUAGAAAUCUGUAUCAUGCUAGUGAGAUGCCACAGGGCUUCAAGCAUGACAUUAUAAAGAAAGCUUAUGAAAUGUGUACAAACGAUGACUUUGAGAAUGGAUCUGAAUGUCUACAAUUAGUACAGAAAUAUACUAAUGUUAAUGCCUACCUCAUUGAUGGACCAUCUUCGUUAUGGAAGGUGACCUAUAGAAAAGAUUUGUAUACAGCAGAAGGAACACUGAAAGAAAAGUUUUUAAAAGUUGGACUAGUCAAUAUCCCUGAUUCAAACUUAGUAGCUGCAUUAAAAAGUCACCUGGUUGAUCAUCACAUUGAAGUUUGCACAUUAGACUCUGCUGACCAGCUUCCAAAGCAACUAACUAGUGUAGUGCUCAGCCAGUCCACUGUGAAUUUAGAUGAAAUUCUUGAAACAACUGAGGAACUGGCACAAGUUUGGACUGAAGAGCCAGGACGGUUUAUUGCAGGAGGCACCGUGAUCUAUUUGUUUCAUACCUCUGAAGAAGAUUGUUUUGCUGAUGUUUGGGACCAACUACAGAAGUCAGCAGAAACCCUGGCUGACAGUUUCAAAGAUAGUAUUUCUCCUAUUUUUAUUUUAACAAAGGUCAAAUCCUCAUCGAUAUUUGAAUAUUAAACAUUGUACAAAUGUGAAACUUGGUCCACUGAAAGAUCCUAGGUAGGAGUACAAAAAUGCCCUUGAAACGACGUCUGACAGCUACAGAGAAGAUGCAGAUUGUUGCAGGUCUCGCAGAAGCCUUAUCUAUGGGAGAAUUAGUUCAAGAGCUUCGUUGGGAUACAAGAACACUGAAGGCAUAUAUGGAAAACCUCAUCACCAAACCAAGGAAAGAUAAAGGUCCAAGAAGGAGUGUAUUCCAGCGUGAUAUCCAAAAAAUUGGUAGAUAAAUAAGAAAAGACCUCAGUAGCACAAGUGCUGCCAUAUUUGAAAGUGCUGGGGUUGCUCCUUUGUCCAGAAGCACCCGGUGUAGGAUCCUUAAAGAGACGGCCAGAAGUGUUAAGUGUGUCACUAGACCCAUCUUAAGCAAGAACCACAAAAAGAAACAUAUUGAUUGGGCACAGAAGUACAUGAAAAUUAAUUUCCAAGAUGUCCUCUUCAUGGAUAAGGCCAGAGCUAUUCUGGAUAGCCCUGACAGAUGGGCCAAAGUUUGGGUGCCUCUUGGAGCUGCUCACCCGCAUCACAUUCAACAUCAACAAGGAGGUGGUGCUGUCAUGUUUGGGUGAGAAUCAUAGGAAAUGAACUUGUCGGGCCUUUCCGAGUGUCAGGUAUCAAACUCACUAGCAACUCCUACACUGCAUUUCUGGAGGAGUAUUUUGCAGCAUGGUUAGAUGAUCUGCCACUCUCCCAUGUUGACUGUGAUUGAUUUUUAUGCAUGACAAUGCUCCUUCGCAUUCAGCCAAGGCUACAAUUUUGUAUCUCGCAACUUUGGCAAUCACGGGCCAAUCACUCAUAACUUGGCCUCCCUGUUCUCCUAACCUAAACCCUAUUGGACAGCUCUGGUCGAUCUUGAAGAGGAAAGUGUAUGAAGGAGGUAUUUAGUUUUUACUGAAGGAUGCCUGUAGGAAAAAAUCAAAACAGUUGCUGGUACCAUAACAUCUCUGAGAAGAUGUUAGUUGGCUAACAACUUCUGUGGACAAAAGACUGAUGUCAUUUCUAAACAAGGAAGUUACAUAGACAAAUAAAGCACAACACCAACAAUUUAA
This is a messenger RNA of Octopus bimaculoides (California two-spot octopus), 2251 nucleotides long. Its product is annotated as D-ribitol-5-phosphate cytidylyltransferase. NCBI's taxonomy places the organism in Eukaryota, Metazoa, Mollusca, Cephalopoda, Octopoda, Octopodidae. The record is from RefSeq and is a predicted model, not a curated record. Gene Ontology annotation, molecular function: D-ribitol-5-phosphate cytidylyltransferase activity. Gene Ontology annotation, cellular component: cytosol. Gene Ontology annotation, biological process: protein O-linked glycosylation via mannose.